GGGACGGUGAGCCUUGCCCCUGGUCCCGCCGCCCCCCGCCCCGGGCUGCCGUCCGGCUCGACCCCGCGGCAGCACUUGCCAUGGCUCCGCCCUGGGCACCUGCCGGAGCUCUGGCUGCGGGACACCUCCGCCCGGGCACUGCACCCCGCCAGCAGCAUCCCCGGGUCGGGCACGGACACCGGGCACUGGCGGUGCUCCCGCCCCGGCACUGCUCACAGGGCACGCCUGGCCGGAAGACUCAGAGUCCGGGCAGCGGACCCUGCGCCGCCGCUGUGCCGCACGGCUCCUCCGCGGAGCCGGGGGCUGGAACACUCGCGCCGCUUUCUCCGUGCUUCCCUUCGGGCUCGGCGUUGCGCCGAGCAGCUGCCUACCUGGGCCCCGCCGGUUGUCCCAGGGCAUGCCCCCGCAUCCUCGGCAAAGCUGUGGUGGCUUCGCUGCCUCGCAGGGACCCACCUGGCUUGGAGAGGCAGGCAGAGAGGGGAAGCCUAAUACCCAUUUACCACUCCCAAAUGCGGGUUGCAAGCCCCCGCGGGAGGCUUUCCCUCAGCAGGGACUGACUUUGCCAGGGGAGGCACCACCACUCGUCUGGAAUUGCCCAGCUGGCCCUUGUAUGGGCUUCUGGAGACAAGGGUUCUCAACACCCUGUCUCCUGGAGACACUCCACACCCCAGUGCUGUUCUGCAACUGACAGCUGUCUCCAGUGCUCCAGAACAACCAGUCUUCAUGCGGGAGAUAGCACCUUUUGAGAGCAUUUGUCUUGCUGCCUCUAAGCUGCCCCUCAGCUCAGUUUUCAGAGGCAGAUACAGAGUCCCAGGUACUCUCUCAGGGCAAACUGAUCUCUAUCUGUAGGAUAUUAAUGGUCUGCAUGGCCUUCCAGAAGAUCUUGACUUCCCCCACAGGCAAACCACCUCACUUUGGCAGCAGGAGCUUGCUGUUGGGGAUUGCUGUUCCCUGGGGCCUGAAACUCCUCCGUUUCCUCUAUCAGCAUGGCCUGUGGAGGGACUCUGCGUGCAAGUUGCUGCUGGGAAAGACUGAGUUAGAAAUUAAACGGGGAACUGAGAAGAAAGCAAGUUCAGCAUGAUCUGGGGGUGUGUUCGUACAGUAUCCUUGCCUAGCACUGUCAGCACUGUCCGUCUUGGAGAGACUGGCUUCAUACUACUGCCCAUCCAGGGGAGUCGUGCAGCUUCUGAAAAUAACUAGUUCCUUGUUGCUGUUUACCUGCUGUUUACUGUGGGAACACCACCAUGAAGAGCCAGCCCAUCUUUCCUGGCAGAAUGCCGUGCCCUCUGUAAGGAAGAAGCUUGCAGCCUAGCCUUACCCCUUCAGAAGGAGCUGGGUCCAAAUGCAUCCUCGGCCUGCUGUCUUAGAGCUGUUCCUGCUUCAGGUCAAUGAGACUAUCUGCUGCUAAUUCAUCAUGACAUAAUAUGUGGUCUCCUGCCCCAUCCUGUUGGAUAAAUUUCCUGCUUCCUCUUGGUCUGCACACAUGUGACUCCGGGUGUUCAUCAGCUACCUAGUCUGGUACAGCGACCUGGGAUGCCAUCAGGAGCUCGAAUGCCCCAUCAGGGGGCUCCCAUGGGUCCCCCAGGCCCCCCAUACGUUGGAAGCCCCUCAGUGCGACCUGGGAUGCCCCAGACUGUGAUGGAAACAACAAGAAAACGCACUGCACCACAGCAGGUCCAGCAACAGCAGGUGCAGCAGCAAGUGCAACAGCAGCAGCAAGCCACUCAGAACCGAACUAGGAGUGCCAAGAGGAGGAAGAUGGCUGACAAAAUUCUCCCUCAGAGGAUCCGGGAGCUGGUUCCUGAGUCCCAAGCCUACAUGGAUCUGUUGGCCUUUGAACGCAAACUAGACCAGACCAUUAUGCGGAAGCGUGUGGAUAUUCAGGAAGCGCUGAAGAGGCCAAUGAAGCAAAAGCGGAAACUGAGACUUUACAUCUCCAACACAUUUAAUCCUGCAAAGUCUGAUGCUGAUGACUCUGAUGGCAGCAUUGCUUCAUGGGAGCUGCGAGUGGAGGGGAAGCUCCUGGAUGACCUCAGCAAACAAAAACGGAAGUUUUCAUCUUUUUUUAAGAGUUUGGUUAUUGAGCUGGACAAAGAUCUUUAUGGACCUGACAACCAUCUUGUGGAGUGGCACAGAACGCCUACAACCCAGGAAACGGAUGGCUUCCAGGUGAAAAGACCCGGUGAUGUCAGUGUGCGGUGCACAUUACUCCUCAUGUUGGACUACCAGCCUCCACAGUUUAAACUGGACCCACGACUAGCCCGUUUGCUGGGGAUACACACGCAGACCCGGUCAGCCAUCAUCCAGGCUCUCUGGCAGUACAUCAAAACAAACAAGCUGCAAGACUCCCAUGAUAAAGAAUACAUUAACUGUGACAAGUACUUCCAGCAGAUCUUUGACUGUCCACGGCUAAAGUUUUCUGAAAUUCCUCAGAGACUCACUAACCUGCUGCUGCCACCAGACCCUAUAGUGAUAAACCAUAUAAUCAGUGUUGACCCAAAUGAUCAGAAGAAGACAGCUUGUUAUGACAUAGAUGUAGAAGUUGAAGACCCAUUAAAGGGACAGAUGAGUAGUUUUCUUCUCUCAACAGCUAACCAACAGGAGAUUACAGCAUUGGACAACAAGAUUCAUGAGACAAUUGAAUCCAUAAAUCAGCUAAAAAUACAACGUGAUUUCAUGCUGAGUUUCUCCAAAGAUCCCAAAGGAUACAUCCAAGACCUUCUCCGGUCCCAAAGUAGGGAUCUUAAGGUGAUGACUGAUGUAGUUGGAAACCCAGAGGAAGAACGCAGAGCUGAAUUUUAUCACGAGCCAUGGUCUCAAGAGGCUGUGAGCAGAUAUUUCUACUGCAAGAUCCAGCAGCGCCGGCAGGAACUGGAACAAUCUCUGGGAGUGCGCAACACAUAAGUACUGUUCACAAGAUCCCAUUGGCAUCAUGACCACCAAACCAGUGGACUUCCCAGUGUUACUUAGCUCACUGUUACACAUGGACCUGCUUCCUGACUGGAUGAGAAUGUACCAUCAACAUACCAGUCAGAACACCAGCUUUAGAGUGACCCUUGAAAAUCUUGCCCAUGGCGGGUGUCUCAAACAAUUCCAGGCCACAGACAGCGCCAUACAAGUGUCAGUGUUAAAGAAGAUUAAAGGUUCAUUCAUCAACGCACAUCAUUAAGUUUUAGUGGAAAGUUCAGACACUACACAGCAAAUCCUAAUGGGCUAUGCAUAGUAUCGUGGGUGGCACUGAAGGGGGAGGUUGAGAUAGGUGUUAUAGGAGACUACAGAUUUAGAGAAAUAAAUGCAGUUCUCGUCCUAUGUUACCUAAGAGUCUCAAAUAGUAACUUCUCUGGAAUUAGACAAGAUAGUCCUUCUUAUAGCUGUGGAAUGCUUCACAUUCCUGAAUAGAUUUUUCACUCCAGGUGGAACAGUACAAGAAGCCAUCUCACCACGGGAAAGAACAAACUAGGAGGAUUUUCAUUCCUGGAAUGAAGAGCCCCUCUGGAAGAAAGAAGCAUAGUCAGGACAUCUCUUUUGCAAAUUCUAAUACUUCUUUUUUCCCUUGCCCCUGCAGUGAAAGGUAGACUGAUUUACACUAUCUGUAGAUGAGUAUGAUCAAUGUGCUGUACUGAGAGAAAGAGAAUUAUCCCCGGGAUAAGAGCUUCUUAGGCAUCCUUAAUGUCAGUAGUAUUAGCAAAGCUGAGGUUGAAGCAAGAAAUGAGGCAUUCUGAGAAAAUGAAAAUAACUUAAUGGUGCUUUGCUGAUACCUGCCUUGAACACAGCAGAUACUAACAAUAAGCAUAUAUGUAAAAUACAGGACUUCUUAAAUGUUUCUCUGUGUGCCAGUAGGGAUCUGCACUGAAAAGAAGUUCCCUAAUUGUUAAGUUGGUGCAGAAUCCAAGAAGCUUAACUUCUUAUAACGUGGCAGUUUUCUCUCUACUUCAAGAUGUUAACAGGUCUCACAUUUUGGUCAUAGGUGAACUGCCUCUUACUAUGAAUGAUUUAGUUCCCCCUUACAUGAUACAUACUGGUUAUAUAGGAUGCUGUUGAGUUAUAAAGCACUAUCAGCCUUAAAUAGCACAGAGAACAUAUCACUUUGAAAACAUCUUCAUUGUAAAUGUACAAAAAAUUCAGAGUGUGGGAAUUUAAACCAUAUUUAAUUGGAAGCAGGGACAUCUUCAUUAAAUCCUCCUCUCACCCCUCAUUUUUUGUAGUGCACAGAUUAGUCUGUAAUUAAUGGCUCAACAUGAUUUCUAGUGCAAAAAGCAGCUGCCAUAUUGUAACUGUCCAGAUGAUGUGGCACUCAAAAUCCUCUUAGGCUACUCCUUUGCAUCUCCUUUCUUUCACUUUCUAGAGAAGAUAAUCAAAUUCACAUGUGGUACAGGAGACAGCUCUUCUGAAUAAUGCACUUUGCUGUAAUAUCGUCCUUUUCUCUUCUGCUAUCUUUGCCAAUUUCUUUCUGUGUCAAACUUAAAAGUUUCUUCUGUUCAGUCACAGAAGACAUAGUCUUCUCUUCCACCCCUUCAUUUAAUACCUGUGCUUUCACAUUAAUAGUGCCAUAGCCUUUAUUCUGUCCAUUGUGUUCAGAGAUAUUGUGGAAAAUUUACAUUUGAUUGCAGUCAUAUGAUGGUAGUACCAUCAUGCAAAACCAUUGGUGUAAGAAAAAGCAUAGCUGUACCUCUUUGCCCGAGGCCUUUUACCAGGAAUGGCUUUGUUUGGAACUUUUUUGUGUGUUAAAACCUCUUUUUGCAGUAAAACGUGAAAUCUUGCAGUCUUAAAUGGGGUAUGGUAAGGGGCUGUGAGGCUGCCAGACAGUGAAUGACUUGAAAUCUUACUUUUGUUAGGACUCCACUAAUUGGAAUACAAGCAAGCAUUAUGAGGGAAAACAGUGGGGAUCGUUUGCUACUGUGCUUCCAUAUUUAUGCUGCUGUGUCAGUUGUGUGCAUGCUGUCCAGUGUAUAAAACUCUUUUCUGUAUGUGAUAAACAGAGCAGCUACAUUCAGGGGAUGCAUUCAGUCUCCAGGAGUAAGAAAUGCGGAGAAUGAUAUGCAAGGAUGUGAGAAGAGCAUGGGACUGGGAUAGACGCCUGCAGGAUGUCUGCCAAGGAAAUUUGUGUUUUGAGAACUUUCCCAUUGAAGUGGCAAAUAUUUGUACAGAGAAAUUUCAGUCAUGUGCCACAGCUGGCAACAUAAUGGAGUCCAGCCUGCUUUUAGAAUCUCUCUGUAGAAUUAAUUGGUUGGAUCUGUUUCCAAGUCUGUUUCAGAGCAAAUUAAUGAAACUAAUGUGGUAUUGCUGCCCAGUGUUCACAACAGCAUCACUGGAACGUGGAUCUAUGUAAAGCACCAAUGCUGUACUGAAGUGUGCAUGUGUGUGUGUGUCCAUGCAUGCACAUGCAGGAGUCGGCCACCAUAAAUGACACUGAGGAUGGCAAUCCAAAAUCUAAAUUCUUAUAUCCCACUAUCCAUAUUCCUACUGUACGUGAAAAUACUGGUCACCAACAGUGAGUCUUAGGAAUAGCUGUCGUGUGUUUCCUUUGGUUAAACUGGGAUUUGAGAUUUUGAUGCUUUUUUCCUGUGUUCAGGUCUUUUACUGAAGAGACACAGAAAAAUUCUGUUCUCUGUUCCAGGAGUGAAGCCAGGAGCUUGCUUGUUUGCAAAAAGAGAAGUUAUAUUUGAAGAGAAGUAAUGGAGGAAUACUGGGCAUACGCUUGGGCAUACGAAAAUGAAAGGCAGUGGUACUGAACAGGCAUGUAAUUGUGGCAGAUUGUGAAUGAUAAAUUCAUUUUAAGUUCAAAAUGGUUGUUCUUUUGUGUGUCUGAAGAAUUAAAAGAUGUUUGGCUUGUUCAGCCUGGAGAAGAGAAGGCUCCAGGGAGACCUUAGAGCAACCUUCUAAUACCUAAAGAGGGCCUGCAAGAAAUCUGGAGAGGGGCUUUUUACAAGGACAUGUAGUGACAGGACAAGGGGGAAUGGCUUUAAACUGACAGAGGGGAGAUUUACAUUAGAUAUUAGGAAGAAGUUCUUCCCUGUGAGGGUGGUGAGGCCCUGGCACAGGUUGCCCAGAGAAGCUGUGGCUGCUCUAUCCCUGGAAGUGUUCAAGGCUGGGUUGGAUGAGGCUUGGAGCAACCUGGUCUAGUGGAAGGAGUCCAUGCCCGUGGCAGGGGGAUUGGAACUAGAUGAUCUUUAACAUCCCUUCAACCCAAACCACUCUGUGAUUCUAUGUUUUGGCGUCUUCAGUUGCUGCCACAGUACAAUACAAAUCUGUGCAUAUUGCAAGAAAACGUUCUGUGCAUAGAUGUAUUCAAUGCAUAGAUGAUAAUAUAGACUGUUAGGAAAUAUAGCAUCAAACUGUGAGAGGGUUAAAACAGAAUUCUGGAAUACCAAUAUAAGAUAAAGCUAUCUGGGAGCUGAAGUGUUGAAACAGCAGGUUCGAAACACAUUUUUUAGUCCUUUGUGCUGUUGGCCAUGAGUCAGGAUUCAGACCAAGCGUUUCUUAGAAAUUAAAGGGAAAACAAAUGUUUGAUUAUGGAAUAGAGAGAAGAAUACAGCAGUAGAAAAGAAAAGAUGGAGCAGAGCACCACUGAAGUGUCAUUAAGACUUAGCACAGGAUAAUGCGCAAAGUACUUUGGAAAUAGCACAGUCCAUGUGAGUCUGUAUAUGUUGUGUGCAUGUGUGUAUGUUUACCUGUAGAGAGCAUGUGGGAGAGAGCCAGUCUCAACUUGUAUGUAGCCUGGGAAAUGGGCAGGCAGGACAAACCCAAAUGUUCUGCAAGUAACUUUGAGACAUAUUGUCAAAACAUUUUCCACUGUUAUUAACAGGGAUUCAGUUGUUCAACUUAGCAGGGUUAGUAGUUGUAGUGCAGACAUUGUUUCAGCUGGCAGGUUUUUUAAACCACAUUGUUUAGAAUUUAUUUUGUGGAAGCCAGGUGAAAAUAUUAGUGCAUAUGUCAAUAUUGGGGCAUAUCCUUGGGUUCCUAAUUUUGCCAAAACGCUAAUUUGGUACUGGGUUUUUUUGGCGUGUUUUAUUUUUGGUUUUGGUGUCUUGAGAACCCUUUUAUGGCAAAGAGAUGAGGGGGAAAAGAAAGCUCUUUUUUUCCUGAAGAAAGAGGUCUCCUUUCUGUAACUGCUCUGUUGUUUAAUAGGAUGUAUCUGUUCUGCCAGAUCCUGUAUGAUAAACACCUUUUCCAAUCUCACUGAAGAAAGGAACUCCAUUAAAAAAAAAAAAAACAAAACUGUGGGUUUGUGAGAGUGAGCAAAUAUGUGUAUAAAGGGGGGGGGAGGGAGAAAAGAGAGACUCCCUCUACUCUGUAGCCACCAUAUCUUCAUUGUAUGAUGCUGAGUGAUUCGUAGAAAAGCUUUUAACAAUAAAUACCUUGUUUCUUUGUAUCUCUUGCACUAACCUUACGUGUCUUAACAAAGACACCUAUAGUUGGUUUCUUUCUGCUCCCAAUAUUCUCAAGUUUUUGGAUUUGUGUUCAGCUUUGCAUGCACCUGCACAUACCCAUACACAGGGUUACACAUAUACAGGUUUUCAUAGGACUUUACAAAGGUGAGAACUGUUGCUCUUUGGAUCUUUCUUAUGUGAAUUAGUUUCUUCACUGGAUUCCAUCUUCAACCAUUUCCAUACUGAAUCAGUGAGAAAUCCUUACCAUUGGAGAAGUCUAGCUCCUCUCCAGGUCACUUGCUUGGUCAUUUGGAGUACAUUUAUCAUUAUCACUGUUAUUGUCAACAAACAAGUUGCAGCUGGGGCUGCAGCUUGAAUGCUCAGCGGUGUUGUAGAAAAUAACACAGGCACCACAUAGACUGUGGUAGGAAUUACGCAGAUGUCCCCUCAACAGUGCUCGUCCCUGGAUUCUACUUUAAUAAAAGAAUCAGAGUUCCUUCUUCCACUA
This is a messenger RNA of Strigops habroptila (Kakapo), 7878 nucleotides long. RefSeq names its product SWI/SNF related, matrix associated, actin dependent regulator of chromatin, subfamily d, member 3 (gene SMARCD3). The record is from RefSeq and is a predicted model, not a curated record. The transcript is spliced from 14 exons. Lineage: Eukaryota; Metazoa; Chordata; Aves; Psittaciformes; Psittacidae. Gene Ontology annotation, cellular component: nucleus; SWI/SNF complex. The coding region runs from base 1534 to 2904 and encodes 456 amino acids. Gene Ontology annotation, biological process: regulation of transcription by RNA polymerase II.